Molecule: messenger RNA, 2331 nt
Organism: Myripristis murdjan (pinecone soldierfish)
Lineage: Eukaryota; Metazoa; Chordata; Actinopteri; Holocentriformes; Holocentridae
Gene: acsf2
Product: acyl-CoA synthetase family member 2
Exons: 17
Coding region: 40-1872 (610 amino acids)
Biological process (GO): fatty acid metabolic process
Molecular function (GO): medium-chain fatty acid-CoA ligase activity
Source: RefSeq, a predicted model, not a curated record
GUCAUCCCUGUAAAAGUGAAACUAAAACCCUCCACAGCGAUGAUACCCAGGAUUGCAUUUUGCUCUCACUCCCUUCGGACGAAUGAUUUUUUUUCCAGAGCCCUGAAAGUUUUGCACAGACCAUGGAGGCACCAUCCAGCUUUACUUGUCCCAGCAAAUCGUGGCAUCCAUGUGGACAGUCCACCUGUCAUCCCAGCUCUCACCACCAGUUACGCACACGGCACCUCCUCCACGCCUUUUCUCCACGCCACAGUCGGAGAGAUCCUGCAGCAAACUGUGGAGCGCUGGCCCGACAGGGAGGCCAUGGCAUUUCUACAGGAUGGAGUCCGCAAGACCUUUGCACAGUUUCAGCAGGAAGUCGACCAGGCUGCAGCCGGGCUGUUGGCCCUCGGGCUGAAGAAAGGAGACCGACUCGGCAUGUGGGGCCCCAACACUUAUGAAUGGAUCCUGUUCCAGUUUGCCACAGCAAAAGCUGGUAUUAUAUUGGUGUCUCUGAACCCCGCUUACCAGGCACGGGAGGUGGAAUUUGCAUUACAGAAGGUGGGAUGUAAAGCAGUCGUAUGCCCGACACAGUUUAAGACUCAGAAAUACUGCGACAUGCUGAGACAAAUAUGUCCAGAGAUAGAGUCCUCCAGCCCAGGUGGCAUCAAGAGCUCGAGACUGCCGGAGUUAACGUCUGUGAUUGUCAUAGAUAUUCGACAACCAGGAAUGUUUCAUCUCGAUGAUGUGAUGCAGGCGGGAAGCAGCCAGUACAAGCAGCAGCUCCAGGAUCUGCAGAGGAAGCUCUCAUGUGACGACCCUAUAAACAUCCAGUUUACAUCGGGCACAACAGGAGCUCCGAAGGGUGCCACACUAUCUCACCACAACAUUGUCAAUAAUGCCUACUAUGUUGGCAACCGAAUUGGCUAUCCCUGGCGGCCCCACCCGCGCAUCUGUCUGCCCGUGCCUUUGUACCACUGCUUCGGCUCCGUGGGCGGUGGCAUAUGUAUGGCCGUGCACGGCAUCUCCAUUGUCUUUCCCUCUGCUGGGUAUGAUGGACGGGCCAACCUGGCAGCUCUGGAGAGUGAAAGGUGCACUGUCAUCUAUGGCACUCCUACCAUGUUCGUGGAUAUGCUGAACCAGCCCGACUUGGCCAAAUAUGAUUUGUCCUCAGUGGAGGCAGGUAUCAUGGCAGGUUCCCCUUGUCCUCCAGAAGUUGUGAGGAAGGUAAUUCAGACCAUGGGCGUCAAAGGACUAACCAUUGGCUACGGGACCACAGAGAACAGCCCUGUGACGUUCUUUGGCAACCCCACAGACAACAUGGAGAGGAAGUCUGAGACAGUCGGGUACAUCAUGGACCACCUAGAGGCUAAAAUAGUAAACCCUACCAGCGGAGAGAUUGUGCCGCUGGGGGAGACAGGAGAGAUCAUGAUCAGAGGCUACUGUGUGAUGCUGGGAUACUGGAAUGAUGAAUCCAAAACAUCUGAAUGCAUCACUAAAGACGGCUGGUACAAGACUGGUGACAUUGGCAGCAUGGAUGCAUGCAGCUACUGUCGCAUUGAAGGCAGGAUUAAGGACAUGAUCAUCAGAGGAGGGGAGAACAUCUACCCAGCCGAGAUUGAACAGUUCCUGCACACACACCCGAAAGUCGUGGAGGCGCAGGUGGUUGGAGUGAAGGAUGAUCGUAUGGGAGAGGAGAUUUGUGCCUGUAUUAAGCUGGUAGAGGGACAGGACUGCACUGAGGAAGAAAUCAAAGCUUUCUGCAAGGGCAAGAUUGCCCAUUUCAAGAUUCCUCGCUACAUAUUAUUUGUGAACAGUUACCCGCUCACUGUUACUGCAAAGAUUCAGAAGCACAAGCUGCGUGAUCAAGCUGAGAAGCUGCUUAAAUUGUGAGGAAAGGAAAAUGAGAGGUCAGCUCAAGUGUUUUUAUGGACAUGAUGCAAAUGCUGUGUGCAGUUUCCUCCACAGACAUCAGUUACUGAAGGAUCUCAUACUCAGCUACCGCCAUAUCUAAAGAUAUCAACAGACAUCCUCAGUCAUCUGUGGACAUGUGACGGCUGCAGAUGCAUCUUUGUGCUGUGCCUUCCUCCUGUAAUUAAAUGUUGUGCCAGAAAGAUAUAAAAGAAAUGUAAAUUCAGUGAUACUGAUCUACCACUGAAAGUGUGUUGUGAUUGGCUUGUGAGGCUUCCAGUGUCUGUACAGUCAAAUGAAUUUUAAGGACCAAUUCAGAAAUGUAUUUUUUCAUGUCAUUUUAUUACUGUGAAAACCGCCCAGUGGAUUGUCUUAUCCUGCAGCAAUCUAUAAAAACCUUUUUAUGACUAUAUGAAAUAAACCAUGUACCACAUUAUUAAA